This is a messenger RNA of Lithohypha guttulata, 1545 nucleotides long. RefSeq names its product Endocytosis regulator (gene LDB19). Gene Ontology annotation, cellular component: cytoplasm; cytosol; plasma membrane. The record is from RefSeq and is a predicted model, not a curated record. Gene Ontology annotation, molecular function: protein-macromolecule adaptor activity; ubiquitin protein ligase binding. NCBI's taxonomy places the organism in Eukaryota, Fungi, Ascomycota, Eurotiomycetes, Chaetothyriales, Trichomeriaceae. The transcript has 2 exons. Gene Ontology annotation, biological process: ubiquitin-dependent endocytosis. Bases 1 to 1545 code for a protein of 514 amino acids.
AUGGAUCAUAUUUUACAUCCUACAAAGAAGGACAAGAAGCGAGAUGACUCAAAAGACAGGGAUUCUCGGAAGGAGAAAAAGCACGGCCUUACAAUUCGACCUGCUCUGAUGUCCAAGGACAGAGAAGCAGCAAAAAAGUCUGGUCUAGCAUCCCCAGGCCUCAAAGCAUUCGCUCCCGGCAAGUUUGAAAUGAUCAUGGAGUCACCCCCAGCUAUACUGCACGGUUCAAUCAACUACUCCAGCGGAGCUCUCAUAUCAGGAAGGCUCAAGCUCAAUGUGGAAGAUCCUACAGGCGAGCUUCGAUUGACUGAUUUCAAAAUGGUCUUGGAGGCUGUCACGACUACCAAGAAGCCUGUGUCGAAAGACUGUAAGGAUUGCUCAACCAAGCACGAAACAUUGAAAGAAUGGAAGUUCCUGUCGGAAGCGAAGACAUUUCAGAAGGGACGACUCCCUGCCACCACACAAUCCCAAGUUGGCUCUAUCUCAUACGCUUUCACCGUCGAAGCUCAUACCGCGAACGGAGAGAAGCUCACUCUCGUGCAUCCACUACAAGUAUGGCGAGCCAUGUUUCCGGGUUCAGAGAAAACGAGCAUCCGCAUUUUUCCGCCCACCCACCUGACAGGCAAGGUAACUAUGCCGACUGUUGUUCAUCCCAUCGGAAAAUUCCCUGUCACCAUGCUACUCAGUGGUGUCGUUGAAAAGAAGGCUGAGAGCACAACGCGAUGGCGGCUCAAAAAGAUGAUGUGGAGGAUUGAGGAGAACUCCAAGGUCAAAUCAACUCCCUGCGAGAAGCACAAGCACAAGGCCCCCGAGGGCAAGGCUAUACAACACACCGAAUCGAAACAGCUAGGCAACGAUGAAUUGAAGGGCGGCUGGAAAACCGACUUCGACACCCAUGGUGGUGAAAUCACACUAGAGUUCGAGGCAUCUUUAGCCACCAAGCCAGUUCACAAGGCCACCUGUGAUGUCGACUCUCAAUCUGGUCUGGAAGUUAGGCACAAUCUGGUCAUCGAAUUGAUUGUGGCAGAAGAAUUCGUCCCUAACAAGAACACAAAUCUGAUUACACCAACCGGUGCUGCUCGUGUGCUUAGAAUGUCGUUCAACCUGGUGGUGACCGAAAGAGGAGGUAUGGCUAUCAGCUGGGAUGAUGAGACGCCACCAAUGUAUGAGAAUGUACCUCCAUCACCUCCUGGCUACGGUAACCCCGAUAAGACGGCUGGUGUCUCUGAACGUGCCACGAUGGAAGACUACACAGGUCCCGACUUCGAAUACGUUGACCUGGAGAUGCUACCUAACAGAGAUCCCGAUCAGCCUCCUGUCUACAGGCAACGAGAUCCGGCCGACAUCAACGCCGGUCUGCCAAUGAGAGACGAAACAAAUCCUAGAGAUUCAUUCGAGGCUGGACCGAGCCAUACAAGGCAGCGGCUAGGCGGCUUCAGACUAGACGACCUUGAGGCUGAGCCUCAGAAUGCAGUGCACAGACACGAGUCAGUCAGCAGCAAUACAGAAGACGCGGUAGACUAUGGUGAAGGAACGACACAAUAA